AUUCGCGUUGAUGGGUGAGUUUUUGUUCACAUCUCAUGCAUCUCAUACAUAAAACGCCAUAAUCGUGUAGUUUUGUUUACAACCUCGUAAAUUUUAAGCGUGAAAACUAUUAUUCUCUGCGAUUUUAUUUAUUUUAACUUUGAUCUGUUUAAGUGAAACUCCCGCUUAUAGUUACUUCAUAGAAAGUGAACGAACGCAUUUUCGAGUGCUAACAAAAAGUUUGUAAAAUUAAAAAUGAUUAUUCCGGUUCGCUGUUUUACGUGUGGCAAGGUUAUCGGAAACAAAUGGGAAGCCUACCUCGGGCUACUACAAGCAGAAUAUACAGAAGGUGAUGCUCUGGAUGCCCUCGGAUUGAAGCGGUACUGUUGCCGUCGGAUGUUGCUUGGCCACGUCGAUCUGAUUGAAAAACUUCUCAAUUAUGCUCCCUUGGAGAAGUAAAGUUCGCAACGUUUUAGCUUUAAUACAUGUGUUAUCUUUAUAUUGUGAAUAAUUACUUAAAUAUAUCGCCAAAACUACCUA
Molecule: messenger RNA, 519 nt
Organism: Wyeomyia smithii (pitcher-plant mosquito)
Lineage: Eukaryota; Metazoa; Arthropoda; Insecta; Diptera; Culicidae
Gene: Rpb10
Product: DNA-directed RNA polymerases I, II, and III subunit RPABC5
Exons: 2
Coding region: 235-438 (67 amino acids)
Biological process (GO): transcription by RNA polymerase I; transcription by RNA polymerase II; tRNA transcription by RNA polymerase III
Cellular component (GO): RNA polymerase III complex; RNA polymerase I complex; RNA polymerase II, core complex
Molecular function (GO): zinc ion binding; DNA-directed RNA polymerase activity; DNA binding
Source: RefSeq, a predicted model, not a curated record